ACGUGUGGAGUUGAGCAUUACGUGUCUAGUUUUCCAGCAUGGCGGCGUUCGUAAAGGAGUUGCUGACUUGGGCUGCUUCGCUUUUGUUUUUGUGCGGAUUUAUCAAACAUGCGUUAUCAAGAGAGAUGAACUAUGAGUAUGUGACAUGUGGCUCAACUCUAAAACUGCUCAAUACCUACACCAGUGUCCGCCUACACUCGCAUGUGAAAUAUGGCUCAGGAAGUGGACAGCAGUCGGUGACAGGUGUUGACUCUUCUGAUGAUCACAACAGCUACUGGCAGAUCCGGGGCAAGACAGGAGCAAUGUGUCUGCGAGGGACUCCAGUAAAAUGUGGUCAGACAAUCCGUCUUAUGCACUUAUCAACAAAACGUAAUUUACACAGCCAUCACUUCCAGUCACCUCUGUCUCACAACCUGGAGGUCAGUGCCUUUGGGGAGGAAGGAGAGGGCGAUGAAGGUGACAACUGGGUUAUUGUGUGCAGUAGCAAGUACUGGAGCCGGAGAGACAAGGUCAGGAUCAAGAAUGUUGUCACAGAACAUUACUUACAUAUCAGUGGUGACAGUUAUGGCCGACCGAUCCAUGGACAGCGUGAGGUCAGUGGCUACCCUACACCAUCGGAGAUGAACUACUGGAUGGUCAAUGAGGGCAUCUUUAUCAAGCCAGCCAACGAUCCCAACACAGGACGACUCAUGCACGAACAUGAUGAGCUUUAAUACAACACCAUUUUAGGACAAAACUUUGUACAUUACCAUAUAACUGUAUUUGUUUAUUUACAAAUGUGUUGAUGAAUUAGACUCAUAUGUUUCUAGUUUGUAUAUUUUGUUACUUCCUGCAGAAAGUUUUACUUUGAAAGACUACUAUAAGUUGACACUGCCUUGUUGCCCAUAUUUGUGGAUUACCUCCCUUGAUGAACAAGAUUGGCUUGUUUCUGUCCAGAAGUGGGUGGGUUGAAAAGUUUAUAUUUAGCAUUAUUUGUAUUCAUAUUUUAAACAAAUAUAACUAUAAUAAUAUGAUCUACACUGAUCAAAAUAAGCUGGACAAACAGAGCUUUUAGGCAUUUUGGAAACAUUUGUCAGAUGCAGGUUUAGACAUUCAUGUUUAUAUUUUGACUAAUCCACAAAAAUGAUCUACAGUGUUGAAAUCUUUCUUAUGGUAGAAGUUGGGUUAUUUUCAGACUGGUAGACAUUGAUGUUAACUUCGAACAUUCAAUGUCUGAGAUCAGUAUCGUUUGCAUCCAUAUCUUAAUAUAUCAGUUUAUCAAUCUGGCUGUUUCUGACCUCUCAAUGUUGAUAGGUUCAGGCAUACUUUCUUUGAUUAUUUGAUACCAUGUUUUUCUAUAGAGAUAUAUUUUGUCAGUAUUCUAUGAUUGAUGAUACUUGUUGUUGAAGAGUUUUGUGUUCACUAAGGACAGGGUUGGGGUGUCAUACUCUAAGAAUCAGAUUCUGAUUCAGCUCCGUGAGCAAGCACUUUGUGUUUGGAGACUGUGCGUUAUAGAAGAUGACUUAUUAUUAUUAUAUUACACUGUUUUGCUCAAUCCGAGUCAGCUGCCUUGUUCCAGCACUACUGUAUCAGCAGUAUCUCUCAGUAUCUUAAACAUGUAUGUCUUAAGGUAUAUGUUGGCCAUGGAAGAAAGGGAAGGUUAAUGGUCUCAUCUCUAGUCGUGCCUGACUCAAACUACAAAAAGUUACAAGAUGGUAAUUGUUAUUACUUUGGCUUAUGUUCUCCUCUAAGGGGAUCUGUUGAUAAGGUAUACUGUAUCCAACUGGGUGUGGGUGUUAAAUGGUAUGUCAGUGGGCUAGAACUAUACAGCUGUUUGAUACUGCAGUACGUACUCCUUAAUUGUUCAAUACAGGAUUACUGAAGUGUACAUUUGAAUGGAAAUUAAUGGAGUAUCAGUAAUCUUGUGUUUUGUUUCAUAUAUGCACCACAAUAUUGCUAGUCUUGUGUAAACUGGUCAUAAAACAAUAAAACAAUGCUUUUUCAGAAAAAUACAUCUGUAAAUGAUUCUAAGACCGUACACCAUUGCUGUGGUGCGUAUCGGCUACGUUUUCUAAAUUAUUUCCUACUGUAUUGUGCACAUUUUUUGCCCGUACAUAAGCCGAUACGGCCCUUAUACGGCCCAGAUACUGUAUCAUCUACCGCAUAGUUCACCUCAUCUUGAUGUUUAUCUCACUUGUAAGGUAGCCGUGGAAAUAGAUCUCCAUUUCAAUGUCGCUAUACAUAUGCAUCUCGGUUGUAAGAGAGGUGAGAUAUGUCUUUUGAAUCAUUGCCAUACAAUACAUGCCUAUUUGUAAGUGUAUGUUUUAAUAAGAAACAGUCGAGUCUAAUUCAUUGACAACUAACCUACUGACAAACACAAUUUCAAGGGGAUGUGCUGUAUAAUAAUCAAAUUAUGUUUUGUUUUAUGUCCAGGAAUAUGUAAAUGCUUUGUUUCCUGAAAGUGAUUGUCACGGAAAUUCAUAGUGGCUCCUUGAAUUAUUAGGUAUUUUAGCUGUGCUGUUAUUUGAACAUAAAGAGGUAUGUUUCAAUUUGGGGAUUAUGAGUGACAUGUACACAUUAAAACCGGUUCAGUAUCAUAUUUUAGUCCCAGCUGCAGUGGAGCAUAAUUAGGAUGUUAUGAUAGGUACCUUUGACCAGAUCUUUUCAAACCUAACUAGAAAAGGGGCUGGUAUUUGAGAAACUGCUUUAUCCAUUUAUUCUUUAGACAUCAAAAUUACAAGGCCUUUGCUCUUCAAAACUCGCUUAGCCUGGUUAGAAUGAUAUGGGAACAGAGUUUGUCUAUAAAAGCAAGUCACAGGCAGAACUGAUGAGUCAGUCUACUUAUCUUUUCAACUUUUCAUUACACUCUUUACAAAACUGGUGUUCCUUAGAAAAUGAAAUCAGGAUAAAACUGAGUCGUCACAUAAUGUGUGAGCGCUACAGCUGAAAUGCAUGAAAACCUUGGCCAUCAACCCUGGUCUUUUUUCAUCCAUUUAUAGCUGAUGAUUGCUUUGUAUGAUGGUGACAUAUUUGGAUCUGGACAAUACCUUCAGUUUUUCUGGCGAUUUUGGUAAAUAAUGUAAAUUAUUUACACAGGUCAGAAACUUUGGCUGAUUUUCUGCUGACUUUGUGAACAUGUGUUCUACUUGGGUGAAUGAUCUGUGUCCAUGGUAACCAUGGGUUUAGGGUGCAUGUGUUGGAUGUGAAUGCAAGGAUUGUUUGGGGUUAGCAUUGUAUGUAAUACAUUACCUGUAUCAUCACUUGAUGUUGGUGCUUCUUUUAUCAUAUUAGUUUUCUGGUUUAUUUAUUCCAAGGUUACAACUGUAAAUAUAUCUUUGUAGUUAUGCUUGUUUUGUUUUACUAAUACUGUGCUGGUUGACUUUAUUUGUGAAUAUAAGAAUUUGGCAAAGGGUAGACAUGGUACAUGAAUCGGAGAGUUUUGUCUGGAUAUAUAUGUUUGGUAAUCCUUAUUGAUAACCCAGACCUACCAGACUGAGCAUGGAUGCUGAAGCAGUGUCAUAAGCAGGAUAAUCCAGUUCACAAGAUUUGAAAAUUCAGAUCCUGUUUAGGAAAUGUCUCCAAAGUAAAACCAUUUUAGGAAGAUAUCCUCUGUUACAAAAACUUUCUCAGUUCAUUGCCUCAUGAUCAGUCUUUUUGUUCCUGUGGCGUGUUUAUUCUAAAUUCGGAUAGACUGGUGAUCACUCAUGUUUCGGCCAUCUUCAGUGCAGAUGGUGAUAUAGGUGUUCACAUUGUCUAAAGCCUGAUUCAGUUGAUGUGCAGAGUUGCAUCCCUUGACUGCCAGGUUGUCCAUGGCCUCAAGAAGAAUGCAAGAUCCAUGAUCCUUGGCAUGUUAGCAUGCCUGUUUCUUAACUUGGCAGAGGUUUGCACCUUGUGUCACUCUGGGCUUCCUUCACAUAGUUAGCUGACAUUCCGUGUAUAACAACCGUUGUUCAAACCCAACACUCAAGAUAUGUACCUCAAGAAGUUAAUCAAACUCAGUCUUGGCUUCAUUACUUUCAGCGCUCCUCAGAUUACCAGGUCUGCUAUGUCAUAGAUUGAUGUAGGGUUUAAGUCCGUUUUGUCAGUUAUGUCAUUUACAUAAUUCUGUUGUUGAGAAUGUUUGCUAUUGUACAUAUGUGAGUAUAUGACGAAGAUAUCCUUUGUUGAGGAAAUGUUGCUGUUGGUGUGACAUUAGAUAUGUUGCAAGUGUUGGAGAGUGAAUGAAAUAAAAUGUAAUGAAAAGUU
Messenger RNA from Haliotis rubra (blacklip abalone), 4224 nucleotides. Its product is annotated as stromal cell-derived factor 2-like. The transcript has 7 exons. The coding region runs from base 39 to 713 and encodes 224 amino acids. The record is from RefSeq and is a predicted model, not a curated record. NCBI's taxonomy places the organism in Eukaryota, Metazoa, Mollusca, Gastropoda, Lepetellida, Haliotidae.